GAAUGAAUUUUUAACAGACAAACUGGAGUUUGGAAGCUGCCUGCAGUGUCCUUAACAGAAGAUAACCUUUGAAGUUUUUGACUAACAGACAACAGAGCCAGGAAGCAGCAGCUGGUGUUUCAGACAGAUAGGAGCUUUCAUUAACAGAAAAUAAAGUUUGGAAGUUGAGUUUCUAACAUUCACAAAAAGGAAGUUUCAUUGACAAAGGAUAACACUCAGAAGCAGUGAUAAAGUCUGUAAGCAGCCUGAUGUUCUCACAAAGGAAAGAAUGAGGUAUGGAAAACAGCAGUCCAUGUUUUUAUCACAAAAAGUAGUCUCAAAGUAGGCUGAGUUUUUAAGCUAACAGAAGACAAAAUUUGGAAGCAGUCUUUGUUUUCAAGAUGAACUUUGGGAGCAUUCUUUGUUUUUAAGCUAAAAUAAGAUGAAGUUUGGGAGCAGUUUUUGCACCCUGAAUGUUGGCGGUCGCAGGUUUUCCUUCUCCGUGGAGCUGAUGAAGCGCCUCCCUCUCAGCAGACUCAGCCGGCUGCAUCGCUGCGUGUCGGAGAGUGAGCUGCUGGAGCUCUGCGAUGACUACGACCGUGACAGGAACGAAUUUUUCUUCGACCGACACUCGGAGGCCUUCAGCUUCAUCAUGCUAUACGUGCAACACGGCAAGCUGCGCCUCGUACCACACAUGUGCGAGCUGUCCUUCUACAACGAGAUGCUGUACUGGGGCCUGGAGAGCUCCGACCUUCAGCCGUGCUGCCAGCGACGCCUCGACGACCGCAUGUCCGACUGCUUUGUCCAUUUCUUCCCUGAGGAGGAACCUCGGGGCCCCAAGGAGCACCGGAGCCGUUGGCUGGAGAGGAUGAGGAGGACAUUUGAGGAGCCCACUUCCUCACUGGCGGCGCAGAUCCUCGCCUCUGUGUCAGUGCUGUUUGUGAUCAUCUCCAUGGUGAUGCUGUGUGCCAGCACCUUACCGGACUGGAAGGCCACCGAGACCCUGGACCAGCACAGGUACCCUCUCUCUGAUUGGCUGCUACCCUGCAGGAUCAUCGAGGCGGUCUGCAUUGGUUGGUUCACAGCUGAGUGUAUUGUCCGUUUCCUGGUGUCUCGUGAUAAGUGUGAAUUUGUCCGUCGUCCUCUGAACAUCAUCGACCUGUUGGCCAUCACACCGUACUACAUCUCCGUUACUGUGACGAUCCUGACGGGGGAAAACUCUCAGCUACAGCGUGCAGGCGUCACGCUACGUGUCUUGCGCAUUAUGCGGAUCUUUUGGGUGAUCAAAUUGGCGCGUCACUUCCUCGGCCUGCAGACUCUUGGCCUGACGCUGCGGCGCUGCUACCGCGAGAUGGUGAUGCUGCUGGUCUUCGUCUGUGUCGCUAUGGCGAUCUUCAGCGCGCUGGCCCAGCUGCUUGAACACGGCCUGGACCUGGAGGCUGGAAACCAAGACUAUGCCAGCAUCCCCGCCGCCUGCUGGUGGGUCAUUAUCUCCAUGACGACGGUGGGAUAUGGUGACAUGUACCCGGUGACGGUGGCAGGCCGCGUGCUGGGCGGCCUAUGUGUGGUGAGCGGCAUUGUGCUGCUGGCACUGCCCAUCACCUUCAUCUACCACAGCUUUGUCCAGUGUUACCACGAGCUCAAGGUGCGCUCCGCCCGCUGCAGCCACACCCUGUCCGCCGACUUCAUCAACUGACUGCAACACUGCAGCCAACUUCAUCAGCUGACCCCAGCUCUGCAGGCGACUUCAUCAACUGACCAAGGAGCAAUGCUGUUGCCAAGGUGGACGCAAAAUGUCCAAACAAUCCCACCACUGAGGCAGGAAAUACUGCAGACAUUACAGCUGUUUACUCCACACUGACCCUGUAGUGUCCAGUUAAUAAACUGACUGCAACUCUGGACGCAACAGUGUCGCUGCCGAGGCAGG
Messenger RNA from Xiphias gladius (swordfish), 1906 nucleotides. Its product is annotated as potassium voltage-gated channel subfamily G member 3-like. Gene Ontology annotation, biological process: protein homooligomerization; potassium ion transmembrane transport. Bases 422 to 1675 code for a protein of 417 amino acids. Lineage: Eukaryota; Metazoa; Chordata; Actinopteri; Istiophoriformes; Xiphiidae. Gene Ontology annotation, cellular component: voltage-gated potassium channel complex; membrane. Gene Ontology annotation, molecular function: protein binding; delayed rectifier potassium channel activity. The record is from RefSeq and is a predicted model, not a curated record. The transcript has 2 exons.